Juglans microcarpa x Juglans regia is the source of this 2375-nucleotide messenger RNA. RefSeq names its product magnesium transporter MRS2-I-like. Gene Ontology annotation, molecular function: magnesium ion transmembrane transporter activity. NCBI's taxonomy places the organism in Eukaryota, Viridiplantae, Streptophyta, Magnoliopsida, Fagales, Juglandaceae. Gene Ontology annotation, biological process: transmembrane transport; magnesium ion transport. The record is from RefSeq and is a predicted model, not a curated record. The transcript has 8 exons. The coding region runs from base 621 to 1541 and encodes 306 amino acids. Gene Ontology annotation, cellular component: membrane.
GAAAUUAUAGCCAGCUCCAGAUUCUUCCAUGUUCCAUCAAGCAGCCCUUGACGCCUGCGAAGCAGUACUCUAUAUUCUUCCCCAGGUUACUUUUCCUUUGUGAAUUGCCUAGUUCACGACAGCAAUGAGUAAACACGUCGUACGCCACCGGCAAUCUGUUAUACAUCGAGAGAAGAACAUCGUCCGACUCCAAAGAACUUGAAAUUAGCUACAUAUAAAACAUCAUAGAAUAAAAAUUGGACUCGCACGUAUAAGUAGUUGUAGUUUUUUGUUUUUCUUGACUGCUCACCCAAAAUUCACAAAAAGAGAGGUGUGGUUGGGUUUUUUUUUUUUUGCGAGAGGUGUAGUUGUUGAUGAUAAUAAAAGUCAUAUCGCGAUACGGCAUCUUAUAAAGUUCGAUCUGCAAAAAUAUAAUACCUUAAAUUAUAUAAAGCUACUAUUAAAAUUUAAAAGCUAUGUCCUUUUUCCGCUUUCAAAGCCAAUCGGCCCAAAUCCAAUUCCCCACUUGAUUCUACAGCAAUUGGGUGUUUUACAAAAAUUUGGUGGUUAGUUUUUCUGUUUCUAAAGAGAAUUUGGGAUCGGGAUGUGAGAAGCGGUGAGGGAGAGGGAGAAAGACAUCGAUGGCACGGGACAUGGAGGUGGUGCCCGCGGACCCCGGUGCCGCGGUGGUUCCGAAGAAGAAGAGCCAGAUGCUGGCUCGGAGCUGGAUACUGUUGGACUGUACGGGGGAACGGACCGUCCUGGACGUCGACAAGUACGCCAUCAUGCACCGCGUCCACAUCCAUGCUCGCGAUCUCCGAAUCCUCGACCCCUUGUUGUCCUACCCCUCCGCCAUCCUCGGCCGCGACAGGGCCAUCGUUCUCAACUUGGAGCAUAUCAAGGCAAUUAUCACUGCUGAAGAGGUAUUACUUCGGGAUCCAACGGAUGAAAAUGUUGUCCCUGUUGUUGAGGAACUUCAAAGGCGUUUACCUCCUGUCAAUGCCAUUCGCCAAGGUCAACCUAACGGAAAAGAGUACCCAGGUGGGCAAAAUGAUGUCGAGGCCAGUGAAGAAGAUGAGUCUCCAUUUGAGUUCCGGGCCCUGGAGGUAGCUUUGGAAGCUAUUUGUAGUUUCCUUGCCGCCCGUACAACAGAAUUGGAGAGUGCUGCAUAUCCUGCACUUGAUGAGCUGACCUCUAAGAUUAGUAGCCGUAACUUGGACAGGGUUCGCAAAUUAAAGAGUUCAAUGACCAGGUUGACUGCUCGGGUCCAAAAGGUUAGAGAUGAACUUGAACAACUACUCGAUGAUGAUGAUGAUAUGGCUGACCUUUACUUGUCGAGAAAGUUGGCUGGUGCAUCUUCACCAGUUAGUGGCUCUGGUGCUGCCAGUUGGUUUCCUGUCUCCCCAACCAUUGGCUCAAAGAUAUCCAGAGCAAGUAGAGCAAGUAUGGCCACAGUCCGGGGAGAUGAGAAUGAUGUUGAGGAGCUUGAAAUGUUACUGGAGGCUUACUUUAUGCAAAUUGAUGGCACAUUGAACAAAUUAACCACGUUGAAAAAACCAUGAAGGGCAGAUGCUAGUAAUCAGUGACUGGUGAGUAAUUUUUUAAUUGACUAGUGGGGAGAUAAGUUGGAACUCCGUUUUUGUUUCUGGAACUAGUCUGUUGUUAGUUUGCUGAACAAAUUGUUAGUUUGUGAGUUUGAAAGUUCUUUCUUUUUAUAAGCAGAAGUAUCUUGACAUUAUCAGUAUAAUGGCCUGGGGCUAUACAUGCAUAGAUGGAGAAUUCUUUUCAGGGUUCUCUUAGGUCUUCUAUACAUGGGUCUAUAUCAGUAUCUAUAUUUUACAUAUGCAUGUAUUUAUGUAUGUACAUAUAUGUAUAGAAAGGUUUAAAUAUAAAAGAAAGUAGUGGAGAUAAGGUGUUUGCUGCAAGUUUCUGGGAAACUAUAAUAAAUUUAAGGCAAUGGGGGUAAUAAACCAGGUUUAGAAAAUUAGAAAAUGUAAUCACAACGUGACGGACCUAUAUUGCUUGGCUAUUAUGAACAGUUUGCUCGUGGAUUUCAUGACCAUUUCCAGUCUCUAGGUAAGCAUUUAUUGUUUAGUACAGUAAUGUGCUUGUUCCUUUUAAACAUUCACUGAAAUUCUGGUGCUAAAUGUCAUUUGCAAUUUUGCAUAGCCUGGACAUUGUCGGCAAAGACCAGAAUAAAAUAACCCCCUUUGGAAAGGCAGGCCUAAUGAUAAGUUGAACUAAAACAAGGACGCCUUUUUGUGAUCUGUGUUGCUCAUUCUUCCUCAUACAUGAUUCUGUUUGUUCAGUUCAAAAAACUCCUGCUAUAUGUUUAAGUUUAAAAAAGUAGCUAAUCUUUUUGAAGUUUGAUAAUUCUUUUAUCGUACUUAAUAACU